AGCUUAAAACCCUUCUCUCCCGUUUACUUCUUCCGAACCUCAAACCCCCCCUCUCUCUCUCUCUCUCUCUCUCUCAUCCUGCCGGAUCUGUAAAUUGUUCAGCAAGUUGAGGUUUCUAUCUAUUUUUUCUCGUUUUCUCGGAAACCGAGAUUCAAUUCUUUGGUUUCUUCUAUCUGAUCUGUAAGGUAAAGGAAUUUUAGGGUUUCUCCUUUGAUUUGAUAUAUUUAUUCGUACGCCGGCGAGGGAUUCUUGAUUGUUCUUUUUUCUCCCUGAGAAAUUGUUGAGGAAACUGAGGAUUUUUAGAACUCGAUUUUUUUUCCCAAAUUUCUUUGAGGUUUGAGUGACGAAUUCUAGUCUUCGAAAGAAGUGGCUCUGGGAUCCUUUAUUUGCUCUGCUUCGCUGAUAGUACAAGUUUGAAAAAGAAAGAAACGACUUUUAGGAGGAUUUCUUUCUUGUGGUUCUCAGAUCUGCAGGAAAAUAUCAUCUAGGUUUGUUUUCUAGAUGGCUUCGGGAGGGUCGUCGUACUGGUGCUACAGAUGCAGUCGAUUUGUUAGGGUUUGGUCUCGAGACACCAUCGUUUGCCCCGAUUGUGAUGGGGGAUUUAUUGAAGAAGUCGAGAAUCUGUCCCGAUCUGCACAAACAGACGGUAGACGCCGUCGAUUUCCUGCCGCUGCGAUGUAUAUGCUCGGGAACAGGCCGAAUUCGGAUCAGAAUACGAAUUUAGGGUUUCGCCGUAGCCGAAGGAACGGUGGCGACCGGUCGCCUUUCAAUCCGGUUAUUGUCCUCCGGGGUCCAGCUGAUGGUGGUGGCACAGAAGGAGGUAGUGGUGAGAGGGCAAGCUUUGAGCUUUACUAUGAUGAUGGCGCGGGUUCCGGCCUUCGACCCCUGCCCGCAAGUAUGUCAGAUUUCUUGAUGGGGUCAGGCUUUGAUCGUCUUCUUGAUCAGCUCGCUCAGAUCGAGAUAAACGGGGUUGGGCGCUGUGAGCAUCCUCCGGCGUCGAAGGCUGCCGUUGAGUCGAUGCCGACUAUUGAGAUUGUAGCUAGCCAUGUUGUCACCGAAUCCCACUGUGCUGUCUGCAAGGAACCCUUUGAGCUUGGGUUAGAGGCCCGCGAGAUGCCGUGUAAACACAUCUACCAUUCAGAUUGCAUCCUCCCAUGGCUUUCUCUUCGAAAUUCUUGUCCCGUAUGCCGCCACGAAUUGCCUACAGAUGUGCGCGCCAGAGGCUCCCCGGAGUCCGACGGUGGUCAAGAUUCGCGGUCUCCGGGGGCAGCCGAAGAGGACACCGUAGGUUUGACCAUAUGGAGGCUCCCUGGUGGUGGUUUUGCAGUUGGAAGGUUUUCCGGGGGUAGGCGAGCUGGCGAACGUGAGCUCCCCGUUGUUUACACGGAAAUGGAUGGUGGGUUUAAUACGGGCGGUGCACCCCGGAGGAUUUCUUGGACUUCUAGGGGUAGCAGGUCGAGAGAGAGUGGUGGAUUGAGCCGUGUGUUUCGCAAUUUCUUCUCCUUCUUUGGAAGAUUAAGAUCUUCAUCUUCUUCUCAUCAUGAUUCAGAGUCCAGAGUCACUCGUAGAAGUCAUUCAACUUCCGUUUUCAACAGAACCUCAAGAAGGCGCAGCAGCAGCAGCAGCAGAGCCUGGACCCUGGAAGAUAACAGUGGAAUUGCGAGAUGGUGAAUUUUGGUUGGAUGGACUGGGGAAGAUUGAAGGGUCUCCUACUUAUGUUUCUUGUUCUCUGCGCGGUCCUCUAAUCGCGGCACUGGUUCUUGUUAUGUCAGGAAAGGAAAUAUCUUUAUAAGAAGCAUGGUGUUAAGCACCGUAAAUAGCAAAAAAAAUGAGAAAAAGGAAAUGAAGAACUUCCCAAUUCAAAUUUGGUUGGAGCUUGGAAGAGAACAAUUACUCCAUUUGGAUGGAGUAUAGGGAGGUACAAUUUCAUCUCAGCUCAGAUGGUUUUUUACUGCCUCAAAUUUGCAGCAACAGAAUCAAAUUUAUUGUGAAGAAGGAUGAGAAGGUUUUCGUGCAAUUAGAAGAUGGGGCCUGCUAAACGAAGGAAGGUACAAGCUCUCGUGUACCAGACAGACUGCAUAGUUGAAACUUGAAAGCAUUCAUUAUUUUUAACAACAUUACAUUCUGUAUGAAUUGAAUCCUACUAUUCUGUUUAUAAUUUAUUCCCUAUUCUGUAAUCUAUUAGCUUAGUCGUGGGUAUGAAUAUUUGCAACUUUUGAGCUGUGUCAAUCUUUAUGAGGCCAACAUCUUUGUUCCAAAACCUCCAUGAAUGUAUUUUAUCGGAUGUCUCCGAAGAGACAACCUCCUUGAA
This is a messenger RNA of Nelumbo nucifera (sacred lotus), 2311 nucleotides long. Its product is annotated as E3 ubiquitin-protein ligase RDUF1-like. Gene Ontology annotation, molecular function: ubiquitin protein ligase activity. Gene Ontology annotation, cellular component: cytoplasm. NCBI's taxonomy places the organism in Eukaryota, Viridiplantae, Streptophyta, Magnoliopsida, Proteales, Nelumbonaceae. The record is from RefSeq and is a predicted model, not a curated record. Gene Ontology annotation, biological process: protein ubiquitination.